AGGAGCUGGUUCUUGAUAACUGCCGUUCGGACGAUGGGAAGAUCGUUGGUCUCUCUUCAGAUUUCGAGAACCUGGAGUUCCUCAGCAUGAUCAACAUCAACUUGCUGUCCGUCUCCAAUCUCCCCAAACUUAACAAACUCCGGAAGCUGGAGCUGAGUGAUAACAGGAUUUCUGGUGGCCUUGAAGUUCUUGCAGAGAGAACUCCUAACCUGACACACUUGAAUCUAAGCGGCAACAAGAUCAAAGACAUCAAUACCCUGGAGCCCUUGAAAAAGUUGCCAAACCUGCAUAGUCUGGACCUCUUCAACUGUGAGGUGACAAUGCUCAUCAACUACCGGGAGAGCGUGUUCACCCUUCUGCCCCAGCUCACCUACCUAGACGGAUUUGAUGCUGAUGACCAGGAAGCCCCUGACUCAGACCCUGAAGCAGAUGGGGAUGGACUGGAAGAUGAGUAUGAGAAUGGGGAAGAAGGUGAGGAAGAGGAUGAUGAUGAUGAGGAAGAUGAUUUGGAUGAAGAAGUCAUUGAUGAUGAAGAAGAUGAAGAUGAUGAUCUGGAAGGUGAAGAGGAGGAGGACGGAGUAGAUGAUGAGGAGAUCUUGUUUUGGCUCCAGGAGGAAGAUGAGGAGGAAGAUGGUGAGGAUGAUGAAGAAGAUGAAGCUGAUGAUGGGGAAAAGAGAAAACGAAAUCUAGAGGAUGAAGGAGAGGAAGAUCCAGAAGACGAAGAGGACGAUGAGGAUGACUGAUCCGAGCGAGCCAAUCAGUUUUACAGACUAUGACUGUGCUUGUCUUAACCUCCCCGUUGUGUCUAUGUGAGACUGUAAAUCCCUGUCUCCCACUCCUCCCCUCUUUGUAUGGCUGCAGCGUCCACAAUAUAUUUUUUUAAGAUGUAGAAUACUGUAGGCAUUCAGGGGAAUCUUCCAUACAAGGCUCACUUUCUCACAAGUAUCUCAUGACCAAAGGCUUUCUCCGUUCUGUGGUUUGUGCAGCAGUUUG
Messenger RNA from Fulmarus glacialis (Northern fulmar), 993 nucleotides. RefSeq names its product acidic (leucine-rich) nuclear phosphoprotein 32 family, member A (gene ANP32A). Gene Ontology annotation, molecular function: histone binding. Bases 87 to 743 code for a protein of 218 amino acids. The record is from RefSeq and is a predicted model, not a curated record. The transcript is spliced from 7 exons. Gene Ontology annotation, biological process: regulation of apoptotic process. Gene Ontology annotation, cellular component: nucleus. Lineage: Eukaryota; Metazoa; Chordata; Aves; Procellariiformes; Procellariidae.